Messenger RNA from Linum tenue, 3356 nucleotides. The record is from the annotation of a GenBank genome assembly. NCBI's taxonomy places the organism in Eukaryota, Viridiplantae, Streptophyta, Magnoliopsida, Malpighiales, Linaceae.
AUGUGGGUAUCACCGGGUAAGCUCAAUUUCUGCUCUAAUUGCGUCAAACAAGUCAUUCCGACACGAUUCUACUACUCUGCUCCUGCGCUUUCCCUACCUAGAAGCGCGACCUGGUCAAACUCGGCUUCGGCCGAGCCAACUCGUCAGCUAGCUGAUGAUGUCGUCGGUAAUUACAUGGGUCGUCAACUGCAUGAAAUCAGGAAGGAACUGGUAAAAAUGAGUGAUUCUUGUUCCAAUGCUUAUUCGAUUUCAAAAGCUUGGGAUGCAUUGGUUAAACUUCACGCGGGGCUUGAAAUGUUCGACGAGGCAAUCGAUGUUCUUUGCCAAGCUAAGCAGUUGGGGAUAACACCGAGCAUUAGGGCAUGCAAUUUCCUCAUGAACCGUUUGGUUGCUUCUGGGAAGGCUGAUUGUGCUGUGACCAUCUAUAAGGAGUUGGAAUCCAUUGGUCUCGAUCCUAAUGAUUACACUUACUGCACUGCAGUGAAGGCAUUCUGUAGACAAGGUCGCUUCGGCGAUGCACUGGAUGUUUUCCAGAUCAUGAGGAGAAGUGGGGUGACUCCGAAUGCUUUCACCUGCUCGACUUAUAUCCAAGAGCUUUGUAAAUGUAAGCUCUCUGAUUAUGGGUAUCAAGCGCUUCAAGCGUUUAUAAAAUACGAGUGUCCAGUAGAUGGGUUUGCUUAUAUGGUUUUGAUUCGAGGGUAUUGUGAUGAGUUGAGACUAGAACAGGCUGAGAACGUCAUGGAAGAGAUGAAAAGCCGGGGCUUUGUCCCUGAUGUGUAUGCUUAUGGUGCUUUGAUUCAUGGGUUAUACAAAGGUGGGAAGUUGCACGAUGCUGUAGUUCUUCACAACGAGAUGGUGUCGAAAGGUGUGCGAACGAACUGUGUAGUUGUCAGCUAUAUUCUUCAUGGCUUAUAUAAAGCAGGCAAGGGUUCUGAGCUGCAGAGUUUUUUCGGGACAUGUAAGAAGAUGGGUGUUCACCUUGAUAAGCCUUGCUACAAUAUACUGAUCGAGGCAUUUUCCAAGUUAGGGGAAGUGGAAGAUGCUGCUAAUUUGCUGACUGAGAUGAAAGAUAACCGUAUGGCUCCUGAUCUCAUCAACUAUACAACUGUCAUUGGAGGGUAUGGCGACAAGACUCGAUUUGAAAAGGCUCGAAUGUUAAUCGAAGAAAUGAAGGAAAAUGGGAUUCACCCUGAUAUCAUCUUUUAUAAUAUACGUGCUUCGAGUUUGUCUAGAUUGGGUCUUACAGAAAAAGUGAGAGAGCUGUUCGAUGAGAUGAAGGACCAUGAUAUACAACCUAACAUUGACACAUACAGUGUCAUCUUUGAAGGGCUAUGCAUUGGAGGCAACUUAAAAGAUGCUGAAGCAGUUUUUAACGACGUGAAAGGCAAGAGCUUGUACAUCUAUGACGCCAUGAUUAAUGGUUACUGCACAGCACAAAGGUUGGAGAAGGCGUUUGAACUGUUCCUUUUUUUGUGUGGUAAAGGGUAUGUACUGGAGAAACGAUCUUGUUUGAAACUGCUUUCGAGUUUGGAAUUUGAUCACGAGAAAUGUAUUCACCUGGUCAAGAAGAUGGUAGAUCUGGGGGCGGGUUAUUCUAACUUUCUCUGUAGCAAUGCUAUAGGUAUGCUUUCUUGUGCUGGAGAAAUGGAUAAGGCUCAAUAUGUUUUUAAUCUCUUUAGCAGAGAGCUAAUACCUGAUGUGGUUAUGUACACAAAGAUGAUAGAUGGCUACUGCAAGCUCAAUCGCUUGAGAGAAGCCUGUGAUCUUUUUGUUGAUAUGAAUGAGAAAGGGGUUAAACCAGAUAUAACCACUUGGACAGUAUUGCUUGAUGCCAAAAUAUGGCCCAAGAGGGGGAGGACUAUGGAAAUCAACACCAUCGAAACUGUAGUAGACCCUUGGAAAUGUUUGAGUGAACUAAAGGGAAUGGGUUUAGAGCCUGAUGCUGUUACUUAUAAUGUUUUGAUAGACGAGCUUCAGAAGGCAAACAAUAUCCACAGUGCUGUCCAGCUUUUCCACGAGAUGAUUGGUCGAGGGCUACUACCAGACACGGUGACAUACACGUCUCUUAUACGUGGAUGCUUCAGUGUUGGAGACAUAGAAGGGGCCGAGGCUCUUCGUGAAAGAAUGUUGGAUGAUGGAUUAUGGCCUGACGACGUAUUCAAGCACGAGUGGAAUCUUGGUGUUUUGAAACACAUGAAGAGAAAUCGUUUGGAUGAUCAGAGUCCCGAACCAGAUGAAUGUGCUGCUUCCAUUGUUUCUCCUUUCAGAAUAGGAUCUCGUCGCGUAUCUGAUGAUGAUGAAGAAACCCCAACUUAGGAGAGGGUCUUACAGGAAGGAAGGACUUCAUGCCUCAGAAUAUGGUCUUCAGAUGCAGGAUUGGCCAGGAGGUAGCCUUCGAAAGCCUUGAAUAUAGAAGAGAACAUAUGCCGCAUUUCCUCAUGAGCAGCCUUGGUUUCCUUCUCCCCGGUCCCUCCGUCUUCGGAGGUGAAGAACUUGGUGCUGCGCUUGCAGAUCGUUCCGCCGUUGGCUGAUUCCCCCAGCACCAUUCGGUAAGAGAUUUUCUCGACGCCGGGGAUAACAGUAUCCCCUCCGGUCGCAGUGUAGCCGUAGAUCAGCUUCUCCUUGUCCAGCUCGUCCACUACUUCCUUCACAGACUUGAACGGGUUCGCUGCAGCAAAAGAUAAAUUUCUCAGCAAACCAUGGUUAAUCGAAUUGCACGACUCCUGUCAAAAACAAGCUCGGUUACUUAUUUGUGUAACGUUACUUACAGUCGGUAAAAUGGACUUCCUUGAUGGUUCCAGGGCCGCCGUCGCCUUCGAUGGUGAUGCUCUUGAGGAAAUCCGGGAAGGUUUCUAAGGCGAUCUUGGCGCCGUCGAUGACAAAGGCCUUGAACAUCUUCGCCGGAGGGAUGGAGGUGGUCACCUCUGCCUCAUAGCUGAAGAUCACCAUAGCUGUAUCUAUGUCAAAGCUAGGAAUUCAGAAAGAAAUGCGAAGUUGGUCGCUUUUCUGGGAGUUAUUUUCUAUGGAGUUAGCCUGCAGACUUGGUUUAUAUGUAGUGGCAGAAUGGUAGUUUGGCUUUCCUCCUCUUUCUCUUUUGUUUUCUAACUGUUGGGAGUUAGCCAUCAAGUGUCCAACUUGAGAGUGCAAGUGGUUUUAUACAACUUCUUACCAUCUUAAUUUAUAAAUCGAGUGAUUAGUAGGUUUUGUAAGAGGUGUUUAGAAUUCAUUGGACAGAUUUGUUAGCAAGAAGCUGUUAGCGAAACUCAGUUCCAGUCCUUUUUGGGAGUAGUAGAGGCUUUUGGGGGCUUUCCCUAAGGAACUGGGAGAUUUAAGAAAUUAUUCGUUGUGAUUAAUUA